GGUAAAUGUUUCAGAAGAUCUUCCUAAUGCUCUAACUGGACAAUAGCAGACAGUUUAUAAGGAUGACUGAUAUCUGCAGAAGAAAUCGUGAGAUUGGCCUGACACAUAAAGGAUGCUGCUCCACAGUGUGACCUUAGCUGUUUAUCUUCUCCUGACCUCAUCAAGUGCCCAGAGAACUGUCCAGUCCUGUGUGUUUUCAGAGCUCCAGCCAUCUGGGUUGAGAGUCAACUGCAGCUCUUUAAACCUCAUGGAGUUGCCUCAUCUGCCUUCAGAGACCACAGAACUGUUUGUGCAAGACAACCAGCUCACCUCAGUGCCACCAGGAAGGUUUGACCAGUUGGCUUACCUUAAAAAGGUGUCCCUGUCUCCGAACCCGUUCCGCUGUGACUGUAGCAUCCAGUACCUGAGGUAUUGGAUGCUGAAGAACAGGGCUGUUGUCUCAGAGGAGCCUUUAUGUUCCAGUCCAGGCUCUGUAGCUCAGAAAGCCAUCACUGACCUAAGUGAUACCUACUUCUCCUACUGCACCUUUCCACUCCUACGUCAAAUAAGCGCCUCAAGCUGUGUUUAUGUCUCUUACAACACCAUUGCAUCGGUGAUGCUGUGCUGCGUUAUUAUUCUACUUUUGUGGAGCUUAAUACUUGCCAGAAAAUCUACUUUCACCAUGUACGUGGAAGAGCGACAUUCAGGAUUUGAGGCGGACUCUCUGCGCUCACUGAAACCCAAACACAGGAGGAGGCUGCACACAGAACUGUCAGGGCUCGGCGCCGACUCUGAUUCUGCCAUUUUGUCAGAGGACUUGGAGAGGCCACUUUUCAACAUGGAGUUACUCCCACAAGUGCUAGAAACAUUACAGAAGAAGCACAAUAUAAAGAUAAAGGCCACUUAACAGACUUUUAUUCAUACUUUAGCUGAACUAAUAAGUAAGAAGUGGAAGUGAGGCUGUGAGUGUUUGCAAAGACAGUUGCAAGAUGGGUUUUUUUAUUAUUUGUUUUCAUCCUAAACUGCACCAACCCAUUUAUCAGAAACUUCACCUCUGUAAGUUUUAUUUAAUUUGUUUUUAUAUUUUACGAUCCAAACUAAGUUUGCUUAAAUAAAUAUCAACAUUUCUUACAAUCAAUUGCAGUUUGCUUUCUGCUAUCAAUACUGAACUAUUCAUCUUCCAUAAACAUCCUAAUGUAGGGAUACUUACUACUAUUUUUCACAAUUUAUUAUGUUGUUUUCCUUAUUUGCAUGUUUUCCUUUCCCCUUAUAGCUUAAGAGAGUUUAUAGAGUUUAAGAGUAAAAAGGUUGAAUACUAAUGUUUGUUCCAGUCAUAAGAGUUUCAUUUCUAAAAAAAAGAAGAUCAGUUUUUUUUCCUUUCCACAUCAAAAAUUUUUGUUUUGUACGGCAAAAGGGACGGUCAGUACAGCCUACAAGCUUGUGCCUGGACAUAGCUCAUUUUCUUCAUUGGAUGGACUGAUUUGGCUUAGCUCAUAAGCUACGUUGACUGGUAAACAUUAAUGUAAAUCAAUGGCGCACCAAGUGAGGGAAUCCUAAUCAAGUUCUACAGUACAGACAAGUCAUCAAAGGAAACACCAACCAUUGUUUCUUGUUUUUGCAACUGUUGUCUCAUUUUUGUGUGUUCAUGGGCUAAAGCUGGAUUUAAACCAAAGUCAGUCAAAUAAUUAUGGUGGUUUCUCACGCUAAUGCCUUAAAGGUCACAGCUUGCGAAAUCUGGUCCUUUUAGUGGUCAGCAUUUAUUAUAUAACACAGAAUGAGCUGAAACUAAAGAUUUUAGAACUACUAAAAAAUAUAUAUUUUAGUACAGACAUCAACAUGUCAAACAACUGUAAUUUUUAAAAGGGGUAAAAAAGAACUAUUAUGUAAAAAGAACUAUUUUAGCUUUACAUCAUAUUAUGAUGUUUUUCCCUCAUCAAAAGCAUACCUGGUGUGUUGCUUUGACUCUUUCAUGCAUGUUUUAGAUAUUCUCUGCCGUGUUUAAAAGAACGGCUGCUUCUUAAAAUGACAGCGGCCCAAUUUCAAGACAUCAAAUUGUGAAGUCAAUUUUUUUAAGUUAUGUUAUAUAUGUAUAUAUAUAUACAUAUACAGCAUUUUUAUAAUAACUGAAGUUGGUAUAGUAACUUGAUUGUUCUAUAAAAUUGCUCUAAACAAUUACCUAAAUUUUGUAUAUCGGUUUGUACCACUGUUUCCCUUCUAUUGUAUCCACAAGUCAAAUGCAGUUCACCUAAUUUUAAGGCUGUAAUACAUAGCUGAAAUAAAAAAAAAUGUCACUUCCUUAUUACUUUUGACAAAAAAAAUUGUCAAAUCCACCUAUUGUCUAUACUUUCUAGGGUAGCUGGUGCCCAUUUGGGCAAGAGAUGGUAAACACCCAUAGUCACUCACAGACACUGAGUGUGCAAUGCAUGGUUAUUUGAACUCUGACUUAAGGACAACUUACAGAAAC
Messenger RNA from Poeciliopsis prolifica (blackstripe livebearer), 2443 nucleotides. RefSeq names its product glycoprotein IX (platelet) (gene gp9). Bases 113 to 886 code for a protein of 257 amino acids. NCBI's taxonomy places the organism in Eukaryota, Metazoa, Chordata, Actinopteri, Cyprinodontiformes, Poeciliidae. The record is from RefSeq and is a predicted model, not a curated record. The transcript is spliced from 2 exons.